Molecule: messenger RNA, 246 nt
Organism: Prunus armeniaca (apricot)
Lineage: Eukaryota; Viridiplantae; Streptophyta; Magnoliopsida; Rosales; Rosaceae
Source: the annotation of a GenBank genome assembly
AUGGCAUCUGGUGGCAGAGGCGGCAGCAGUAGGAACCAGAUUGUUGGCAAUGGGAUUAUAGCAGAACCGGGCAGUGAGAAUGUUGGGAUACGGAACUCUUUCAAUGGACCAGGUCAAGCUGGUCUCAACGUUUCUGGCAAUAGAGUUGUUGCACGUGAACGCGCCAGGAAUGUUGGGAUCCAAGGAGUUGGCAACAACAACACCAGACCUGACGAAGGCUCCAGCUGGUGGUGCUGCAUCCUAUAG